UUUGGGGGUAUAAAACCACACCUUGAUCUGAGUAACAACCAUCCAGCAGAACUAAGCAAGAAGGCUCCCAAAUCAUACUGCAGUCAAAUCCUGCUCCUGUUUCUGGUGGAUCUCUGAACGGGACCAUGGCCUCCGUCUCCGCUCUGUCAUCUAGCCUUCAGGCCUCUUCCGUUAGCACAUUUGCGGGGAAGCAGCUCAGCGCCACUCAAUCCCGGAGCAGCACCGUCAAGCUCACCGCCAAACGCGCUGCAGUCUCUGUGAAGGCCAGCAGCGAAAGCACAUCCGCUGAUGACGUCAGCCGCCGUGAAGUCCUCAAGGCAGCACUCGUUCUCGGCGCUGCUGUGCCCGCUUCUGCCGCUGGAUUCCUCUCCUUCACCCCUGCCAGCUCCGCGGACGAGCUGGUGGCGAAGGAUCUGAGUGGCAAGGUAGUGAUGGUGGACAACUGGCUCGCCACGCACAAGGCUGGCGACAGGACGCUCGUCCAGGGCCUCGAUGACGAGCCGGCGUACCUGGUGGUGAACAGCGACGGCUCGCUCGGCAACUUCGGCAUCAACGCCAUCUGCACGCACAUGGGGUGCGUGGUGCCGUGGGUGGCGGAGGAGAACAAGUUCAUGUGCCCGUGCCAUGGCUCCCAGUACAACAACCAGGGCAUGGUCGUCCAGGGCCCCGCCCCCCUGUCUCUGGCUCUGGAGCACACCAAUGUGGUGGGCGGGAAGGUUGUCUUCUCCACGUGGACUGAGACUGACUUCCGCACCGGCGAGGAGCCCUGGUGGAUGGAGGACUAGACUAUGGCUACAUGGUUACAUAGUUACAUGAUUCUGUCGUUAUUGUCACCCCAUAAUAUGUACAAUGGUUUGGGUUGCCGCACCUCGCCUCAACCUUGCAUGCGUCUUACUAUUGUUUUUACAGAAAAAUCUUAUGGUACAUCAGAGGUCACAUUUGUGCACUACUACAUGCCUUCUCUUAAACGUUUCUUAGUGA
Closterium sp. NIES-67 is the source of this 981-nucleotide messenger RNA. Lineage: Eukaryota; Viridiplantae; Streptophyta; Zygnematophyceae; Desmidiales; Closteriaceae. The record is from the annotation of a GenBank genome assembly.